Molecule: messenger RNA, 2601 nt
Organism: Fusarium oxysporum Fo47
Lineage: Eukaryota; Fungi; Ascomycota; Sordariomycetes; Hypocreales; Nectriaceae
Product: beta-lactamase/transpeptidase-like protein
Exons: 5
Coding region: 1-2601 (866 amino acids)
Cellular component (GO): membrane
Source: RefSeq, a predicted model, not a curated record
AUGCGCAUCGACAUUCUAGGAACGGCUGCAUCAACAGUUCUCUUGGGCCUUAGCACAGUACUAGUACAGGCUCUGAGACCUUGCCCCCUCUUUGGACCAGAUUUGCUCAUUCCGACGGCGCUGAGUGAUGAUGUUUCCAUCAGAAAUGCCCUGUCCGAAAUCCUGCAGCUUGUUCCAAGCCUCGACAUUGACUUCCAGAACACAUCUUUCUCUAUCGACAUCUAUCCAGCGGCAGACCAACGACCCCUUUUCAGCUACCAUCACUCGGCUCCAACUCUGCAGAAGCACGGUCACGGCGUCCAAGCCGUCAACGACACGACGGUGUAUCGCAUAGGUAGCAUUUCCAAAUUGCUCACAGCUUAUGUCUACCUACUUGAGGUUGGAGAUGUGUCGUUCAACCAGCCAGUCACGCGUUACGUACCUGAGCUGGCAGAUAUUUCUGCAAGGCCAAGGAACAAGUCAGCCUCUGCUCUUCAAUAUGUGGACUGGGACGCCAUAACCAUCGGCGCGCUCGCAUCUCACAUGGCUGGCAUACCGCGAGACUUUCCGAGCCCUGCGUCAGCGGACCGCCAGCUAGCACGGUUGGGAUUUCCGCCAGUCCGGGCAGUAGAUUUCGCCUACUGUGGUAAAAGCGUCUUGUAUCCCUGCAACCGCACUGUUAUGUAUCUCUUGUGGCUACGAGUUCCCUUCUUUGACGCCAUACGGACCCGUCACCCAGUCGAAGCGGCCUUUUCAACGCCUAUAUACUCCAACAUUGGUUACCAAAUCAUGGCUUAUGCGCUUGAGAAUAUAACUGGAACAACGUAUCCUGAUAUUCUAUCGCGCCAACUUAUCCUCCCUCUCGGUUUGAAUUCCACGAGUUAUGCUAAGCCAGCCAACUCCGACUCGUCUAUCAUACCUGAUAGCCCUAGUAGUUCUUGGUAUGAUGUCGACACGCGUGAUGAGGGACCAGCCGCAGGAAUAUAUUCGUCGAUUGCGGACCUACGCAGGAUCGGGCAGUCGAUCUUGACGUAUGAGAUGUUGUCGCCCUCCCAAACCCGACGAUGGAUGAAACCCCUUAGUUUUACUGCUGAUCCACAGGUUGCAGUCGGUGCGCCAUGGGAGAUUGCUCGUGUUACAUCUACCACCAACAGAGCCAGCUGGAUGUACACGAAGGGUGGUCAGCUGGGGAUGUACAGCAGUCUGAUGGCUUUGCUACCUGAUUGGGGCGUCGGACUCACUGUUCUGGCCGCGGGGACCGGCGCUUCGGGGGUGGUGGGCAUGAUUCCGGGUGCGAUGGUUUCAAAGCUAGUUCCUGCUUUGAAGCAGGCUGCUAAGCAACAAGCAAGACAAAGUUACAGUGGCCGCUACGGAGACGAAAGAAAUGGCAUGACGGUAGCUGUGCAAGACAGUCUACCAGGACUAGGCGUCACGUCUUGGUUUUUCGAUGGCCGUGACAUGUUUGAUUCGAUCCGACUGAUAGUCUCAGGGUCGUCGACUGGAUCAGGGAACGUCAGCAUGAGAUUGUACCCGACGGGGUUGCAGACGCAAACAGGCGGAAAGGCUAGACUUGAGAGUUGGCGGGCGGUCUACGAGAUCAUUGACGCCGCCUCUCCACCCAGUCCGUACUGUGCUAGCUGGUUCGGCGUAGAUUCAGUCACGUACGGAGGCGUAUCUAUCGACGAGUUUGUCAUCGAUCUUUCGGCGGACGGCACUUCUCAGGGUAUCACCAUAAGUGCCUUUGAUACUCGGCUUGAAAGGUUUCAACUUCCUAACUGUGUGGCCAUGAACACAACUACAUCACUACCGAACGGCGUCGAAGCUAUGGGAUUCUCGCCGCUUCUGGCCCCGAAUGCAAUUUUUCUCUCUUUCUACUCAAUUUUACUUCUUCUGCAUGUUCUCAUCGCCCUUCGCUUCUGGCGUUUCUAUGGGUACUCUAUUGGGAUGGUCUGUGGCAUCUUACUAGAACUUGUGGGAUAUUGUGGAAAGGUUCAACUUUCAUAUAAUCGAGACAACAAGGACGGGUAUAUCAUCGGCCUCACACUUGGCCCGACUUUUCUAUCCUCUGCCCUCUAUCUCAAUAUCAGCACACUACAGCAACGCUUUUCAUCAUCUCAGUUCACGCGCAUCAGCCCUCGCCUCUUUGUAUCUCUCUUUAUUAUCGGCGAUUUUAUAUGUCUUUGCUUCAUAGGAUGCGGCGGCUCUCUUGCGGCUAUAUUCGCAGAGAAUCCAAUUGGUGUAGACCUCAUGAUCACCGGCUUAGCUGUUCAGGUCCUGUUCACGACUAUCUUCUGUCUCGCACUUUGGGCUAUUUACCACCGGGCUUGGCAUGACAUUCUCCAAGAGAAGAGGCAUCUUUACGUAAUAGGCUUGGCUGUAGCCUCCGCCUGUCUCUUUGUCCGGUCAUGCUGGCGAUGUGCAGAGUUAAGCGGAGGUUUUAACGGCCCGCUCGCAUCAAUGGAAGGCGUAUUCUUUGCACUAGACAGCGUACCGAUAGUAGUCAUGACUGUCACCCUGACCAUCCUUCACCCUGAGUUAUGGCUGAGGGCCUGCAAGGCUAGCUCAGGAAAGCUUGUUUGUGCCGGGAACUAUAGUAUGGAGUAUGUCCAGACAAAAGAUUGA